AUGGCCACUUUUUCGUCCUUUUCCGGGAGCAAUGGCUUUUUAGGGCUUCCACUAUCCACCAAGCCGGCCCGCUUGUGGUCUGAGCUGUUAUCACUCCCGACUCCACCCGAGCCACAACCGGCCGUGGUCACACUCGUUCCAGGAAACAAAUGUGAUCGACCCUGCACCACGGAUGGCGUCCCACUCACGUGCCAUUUUCACUGGAGGCUGGAAAACUUUGCCACCAUGGGAUCGUCCUGUGGGCACUGUCGACUCGGAAACCGGACGCACUGUUUCCACCGGCAGUGCAUCACAGCGAACGGGAUGGAACGUGGCGUUGUCACCAUCAACCGGCGUAUCCCAGGUCCAGCGAUGCACGUGUGCAAACGCGACACCAUCGUGGUGGACGUGGAAAACGAACUCGAGGGUCUCGGAUCGUCGAUCCACUGGCACGGGUUUCAUCAGAAAGCGAGCCCGUGGAUGGACGGUGUGCCGAUGGUAACGCAGUGCCCGAUCGCUCAGGGUACAACCUUCCGGUAUCGGUUCCAGGCCGUGGAAGCUGGCACACAGUUUUACCACUCACACGCGGGCUUUCAGAAAGCGAACGGCCACUACGGCAUGGUGGUCGUACGAGAUCCGAACGACCUCAACGGGGACCACUAUGAUUACGAUCUGUCCGAGCACCGGAUCAUCAUCGCGGACUGGACACUUGACAUGGUCGAAAAGUGGGUCCCGGGCAUCCAGACCGCCUCGAUGCGCGUCGAUUCCAUCCUCAUCAAUGGCCGCGGGCGGUACUUUAAUGAAACGACCGGCACCAGGACGGACGCCCCGCUGACGGUGUAUCAGGUGGAGUACGGCAAACGGUACCGCUUCCGGUUGAUCAGCAGCGGCAGCCAGUACUGUCCGUUUCAGCUGCAGAUUCAAAAUCACCGCAUGCUGAUCAUCUCCACGGAUGGUGGAACGGUGCAACCUCAGCAUACCGUCGACACGCUGGUGUCCAUUUCCGGUGAACGGUAUGACUUCGUCCUGACGGCGGAUCAACCACCGGGCAACUAUUGGGUGCGAGUGCGUGGCAUCGGUUUCUGUGAUCCGAUGCGCGUCGAGGACUUUGCCAUCCUGUCGUAUCGCACACCGGACACGACCACUUCCGCCGACGAAGGCUUAACGGUGGAGCAAUCGCUGGCCUACCCGACGGAACCGCUGCCCGCGUACGAUGAGCCGUUUCCACAGGGCGUCAUACUAAACCAUCAAACAGCGCCCUGCUACACGCCCGGGGAUCCGUACCUUUGCGCGGCGGAUCUCGAAUCGUACGAGGUUUUCCGCGACGAUGACCUUAUCGAUGCCGUCCCGGAUCGAACGUUUUACCUCAGCUUCUACGUCAUUGAGGCGAACAACAGUGUGCUGUUCUCGGAACGAGGCUUUAGCCACUUCGCAACCGUUCGGGAUGGCUUCAACACGAUCGGAGCAACAAACAUGAUCAGCUUCGUGCCACCCUCGUUCCCACUGCUGAUCCAACCCGAGCUGAUAGUGGACGAAAACGCACAGUUCUGCAAUGUUAGUCACCUACCGGACCAGUGCACCAACGACCACGAGCGGCUCUGCUUUUGCACUCAUCGUCUGAAGGUUCAACACAACGACAUCGUCGAGAUCGUGCUAUACGACUCGGCCAAGGUGCACCAGGCAUUCUACCAUCCGUUUCAUCUGCACGGCCAUCGAUUCAUCGUGACCGAUUCAGGACGCUUCCCGGAUGGCAUCAUCACAGACCAGACGGCGUACCUGCGAGGACUUCACACGGAGCGACGCCCAAACGCUCACUCACCCCCGUACAAGGACACGAUGUCGAUCCCGAACCGGGGCUACGUCAGGAUACGGUUCCGUGCGGACAACCCGGGGUUCUGGCUCGUACACUGUCACUUCGAAUGGCACCUUGCCAACGGGAUGGGCCUUGUGGUGCAGAUUGGUGAACCGGAGCAGAUGCUCAAGCCACCGGCCGAUUUUCCCCGAUGUGGGAGUUAUCAACCCCCGUUGGAGGACAUAGAACGUUUCAAGGCAAAAAAAAGGGGUAGCAAAACUUUCGCCAAAACGGACGAUGAGACGAAGCACAUGAUCGUGUGA
Molecule: messenger RNA, 2094 nt
Organism: Anopheles nili
Lineage: Eukaryota; Metazoa; Arthropoda; Insecta; Diptera; Culicidae
Exons: 12
Coding region: 1-2094 (697 amino acids)
Biological process (GO): iron ion transport
Cellular component (GO): plasma membrane
Molecular function (GO): oxidoreductase activity; copper ion binding
Source: RefSeq, a predicted model, not a curated record